GACAAAAUUGUUACCUUAAUUGAUUCUGCAUAGCUUCCUGAAGCUCGCUAUUCUAAAGUUUUUGUGUUUCCUCCUUUUACUGUUAAACUUCAAGAUGGCCGGUGGUUUUAUGAUCAGCAGUGCUGACGAAACGAAUGGCGGCCACAAUGCAGCAUAUAACGAUAGCCAUAGACUGUUUAUGCAAACAAUGCUCUCGCAUCGGGUUUUGACGGAGGAGCAGGCUGAAGUGCUUUAUACCAAAAUUUGCCAUUUGGUACAAUGUGAGCGUUCCGAAUUUGCUGAAUUCAUUAGUGAUAUUAAUGCCCAAAUAAACGACAUUGAUCUUUCAUUACGACGAUCGCGUGAUGAGCGUGAUGGAUCACCACUUGUCGGCUUGGUAAACACUAAAGAAGACGAAGUAGCCCAAAUAGCAACCAAGUACACAGCAAGUGAAAUCGCGUAUUUCCGUCAAAUGCUCGAGCUAAUUGUGAUGGCAGACGACGAAAAAAACGCUGUGGGCUCCAUGGCUGCUUUGAGACUGGGCCAAUCCAUGAAACCGCCCAUGUCACAAAAGGAUACACAAACACUGAUCGACCGCUUGGUUGAAGACGGCUGGAUCUGUCUCACACCCGACGGUUCUUCCUAUACUGUUGAUACACGCGGCAUCUUAGAACUUCAAAAUUAUUUACGCGAGCAAUACGGCGAUGUGAUCCAGGAGUGCGCGGUCUGUAUGGGAGUCAUUACUAUGGGCGAACGCUGUGAACUGCAAAGCUGUAACGUUCGCAUCCACCGACAUUGUGCAGACACAUACUUCAGAGGUGGCCAAAUGUCUUGUCCUACAUGUGAAACAGGAUGGUCAAGAGCCAAUACGUAUGGACUCGGCUUGCCACUGUAAAAAGCACGACAAACACGCAAAAACACUCACCCACACAUUCACUCUAUAACCAACUCACAUACAAUGCAUGUACAAUCGCUUCGCUGCAUCUUUCUUAUUUUCUUUGUUAUUCAUGUUAUCAUUAAAAGGUGGAAAAAAGCGACAAGAGAAUAA
Zychaea mexicana is the source of this 1027-nucleotide messenger RNA. RefSeq names its product Nse1 non-SMC component of SMC5-6 complex-domain-containing protein. Gene Ontology annotation, molecular function: ubiquitin-protein transferase activity. Bases 95 to 874 code for a protein of 259 amino acids. The transcript has 4 exons. NCBI's taxonomy places the organism in Eukaryota, Fungi, Mucoromycota, Mucoromycetes, Mucorales, Lichtheimiaceae. The record is from RefSeq and is a predicted model, not a curated record. Gene Ontology annotation, cellular component: nucleus; Smc5-Smc6 complex. Gene Ontology annotation, biological process: DNA damage tolerance; double-strand break repair via homologous recombination.